Messenger RNA from Penicillium brasilianum, 1146 nucleotides. NCBI's taxonomy places the organism in Eukaryota, Fungi, Ascomycota, Eurotiomycetes, Eurotiales, Aspergillaceae. The record is from the annotation of a GenBank genome assembly.
GAGGAGUCGCGCCAACACAAGAGAAUCUAAGGCAAAUUCGCAUAAAAGGAGAGAUGCCCCGCCGAACCAGGCGAUCUCCGUGUCGUCUCUGGCGAUUUUCUACCUUAAUUGUUGCCUCUCCACAAAAGGCUCCGUCGGGCAUACGCUUUGCACUAUCAUCAUGAAGUCGUGGACUGUUCUCGCCUUGGCAGUCUCCCUGGUCCCUCUCGCCGGCGCAUGGGAGAUUACAUGGAACGACGCCGAUGACAAUAAUCACACCAAGUCGGGUACGGGCCCCAGCGAGUGCAUCAAGAUUGAUAAUCCCAAGGGCCACCUUUUCAGGAUCGAUUCCCAAGGCGCAACGGAUAUCAACAUGCUUCUGUUCACCAACAGUGCCUGCUCCGGUGAUGCAGCGGGCAUGGCAACCGAUGUGUUCUCCAAGGACGCUUCGAAAGAUCUUCUUGGCUUCAAGGUUGUGAGCCUUUCGUCGACGGCAUCAGGCUCAGGAAGUACCACGGGAAAUCCCACGGCUACUGGUCACACUGCGACAACGGCAACGGGGACCGGAACAACCGCGACGGCCAAGACUACUGGUUCGGGUCACGUUACGUCUACGAGUGGCAGCACCGUGGCGGAGUCGAAGACUACUCAGACGACAGCUGUGACGACCGCGACGGCGACUAGUUCUACGCCCUCUGGUAGCGCGUCUUCGACAAGUUCGAGCGCCGCUACUGCGAGCACAUCCAAUGCCGCCGUUCGAGUCGCAGGUUCCAAUUCGAAUAUUUUCAAAGGAGUGUUGGGUGGCAUCAUCGGAUUGGCGGCAUGGAUAAUCUAGAUUCAGGAUCUGGUCAAAAUAAUUUGGGGUUUAGUUCUAUUCCGGGGGUCUACCUUCGCUGGGAAACCCUUCUUGUUCUCGACUUUGCACCUGUCGAUCUUUUACUUGUUACAACACUUUAGCCAAAAUACCGAAAUGAUUAAUCCAACAGUUUCUUUAUUAGCGAACACUAAGCAAGAGAGACACUACUUCGUGAUUUUCUGUUUAUUUCUAUCAUCGCCAGCUUACUUUAUCUUGUGUCCGGAUCUCGGGUCCGCUUUGCUGAUGAUAUAUAUUGACCCACACCGUCAGCACAGGAACAAAAGCGAAAUAUACACUGCAUCAAAAAUAAU